Molecule: messenger RNA, 285 nt
Organism: Ostertagia ostertagi
Lineage: Eukaryota; Metazoa; Nematoda; Chromadorea; Rhabditida; Trichostrongylidae
Source: the annotation of a GenBank genome assembly
AUGCCACCAUCGACGGCGUAUAUUUCACGUGAGAAGGAACGGGAAAGUGAGCAGAAGCAGGCGGAAGCCGUUGAAGAAGUGGAUCCGAUACUGAUGUUCGAAUUCACAUCGUGGCGUGAUGCCGGUCAUCCCUUGGCUCAUCAUCCAUUCAUGGAUCGUGUUAGUACCGAAGAGAUUGCGCCAUGUAUGCUGUUCAGUGCGAAAGAGCUAUCUGACGCGAUUUUCGAUUCCAUAGCUGCGAACAAGCUGGAGCUGGAGCCGGUACAUGAAGACAAACCACAUAUC